GUUAUUUCAAAGACAACUGAGAGCCAGUUGAAACUCGCUGUCUGACGUCCAGAAGCGUUCAACUCUUUAUUUAUUUCUCCAUCCUGCUGGUGUUUGGUGACCAUCACAUUCCUUUAACAGCAGAUCAGGACAUCAGUGAACUGAAGUGCAAGGCUUCAGAAGUUCGGGACGGGUCACAGGGCAGUCUACUGAUGUCAGGCCAAAUCAGGUCUGCCAGUCAUGCGGACUGUCAGGUCACUGAGGAAUGCCAAGUUCCAGCUGACGUGGAGCUGAGGGAACUGGGUCCCCUUCUGAAGGAGAAUGGGCCCCUUGGAGCCGCAGAACUCCAGUCAGAGGGAGAAAGUGGUCAUGCAGACGAUGAAGAGGAGGAGGAUGAUGAAGAGGGAGAGGUUCUGACCCUACCACUGCAGGCUCACCAUGCAAUGGAGAAGAUGGAGGAGUUUGUACACAAGGUCUGGGAAGGCCGCUGGAGGGUCAUUCCCUUUCACGUCCUUCCGGAGUGGCUAAAAGACAAUGACUACCUCCUGCAUGGUCAUCGGCCUCCCAUGCCCUCCUUCCGUGCCUGCUUUAGGAGCAUUUUUAGAAUUCACACAGAGACCGGGAAUAUCUGGACUCAUUUGUUGGGGUUAAUCCUAUUCUUGUGCCUGGGGACACUUACCAUGCUGAGGCCCAAUAUGUACUUCAUGGCCCCCUUGCAGGAGAAGGUGGUGUUUGGCAUGUUCUUCUUGGGUGCAGUGCUGUGCCUCAGCUUCUCCUGGCUUUUUCACACUGUCUACUGCCAUUCUGAGAAAGUGUCUCGCACUUUCUCCAAACUAGACUAUUCCGGCAUUGCUCUGCUGAUCAUGGGCUCUUUUGUGCCCUGGCUUUACUACUCCUUCUACUGCUCUCCUCAGCCACGUCUCAUCUACCUCACAAUCGUCUGUGUGCUGGGCAUUGCAGCUAUCGUUGUCGCCCAGUGGGACCGCUUCUCCACGCCCCGCCACAGGCCCACCAGAGCAGGAGUUUUCAUGGGUCUUGGACUGAGUGGGAUUGUCCCCACCAUGCACUUCACCAUAGAGGAGGGUUUUGUCAAGGCCACUACAGUUGGACAGAUGGGCUGGUUCUAUUUAAUGGGCGCCAUGUACAUCACAGGUGCCGGGCUGUAUGCUGCACGAAUCCCAGAGCGCUAUUUCCCGGGCAAGUGUGAUAUUUGGUUUCAGUCACACCAGAUAUUCCAUGUGCUGGUGGUGGCAGCAGCCUUUAUUCAUUUCUAUGGGGUCUCCAACCUGCAGGAGUUCCGCUAUGGCCUUGAGGGAGGCUGCACUGAUGACACUCUUCUCUGAGGGCUCCGACCCACACACCCAGCCCUAUUUGAAUUAGGAUUUCAGUGCCCCCAUUAAUCAAAAUAAUCCUUAUUUUUUUAUUCUGUUACAGUGUAUGAGCAAUGCAUGGGUGUAAGGAUAGGGUUAAACAAAAAACGGAUUUCUUUUGAUGAAAGUGUUCGUGUGUGGUGAAAGAGCACCAUAUGUUGAACAAGUAUCUUACAGCUGGAACAUGACCCUUGUCAUCAUUGAACUUUUAAUUUGAGAACAAUCUCUUGGGUUUAACGUGUUUCUUUUGAAGUGCAAAGCACUUUUCAAUGAGUUGUAGAAAAGACUUCUCAUAACAUAAUGCAUCAAAGUGGUGUUUUUCAAAUUACAGGAGGAAAUUAUCUUUUCUUGACACCAUUUGAUGCACACCCAAAGUAUUGCCCGAAUUUCACUGAUAGAACAAUAUCUUUGUCAUUGUUUUUAUUCAUACUGACUGGAAAACGCACAAAGGGCAAAUAAGGGGUUUGAGGGUUUCAGGCAAAAUCUACAUGCUUUGAACAUAUUCACAAUUUUUUACUUCUAGGUCAAAUGAAAAUAUAAACAGGUCAACUGUUACACCUUACAGCACAGUCUAUUAACAAUACAUUUUCCUGUAAAGUAUAUAAGUAUUCCUGUGCCUUAGGCCACUGGAAAUAGGUUAUAUAUAUGGGCCAAAACUACAGUGUAGUCAAUUUCAUAAAUUGCAAAUAGCUAGUGAUUUUCCUUUGCAAGCAAUCCAUUCAAUUUAAAAAGGUUAAAAAACCUAAAUAACAUGUUUGACCUUCAUUGAGGAACUUUCUCAGACUGCUGUUUGUAAAAAGUAGUGUUUUAUCCUUUUUAAACAAGCUAACUGUGUGGCUUUACCACAAAGAAUAAACAAUCCAUAUAUCCAUGUGUUAUGUGUAGAGGUGGUAAAUCAUUUACAUUUAAAUGAAAUGUGAAAUGUUCAAUAAAUAUUUAUGGACCACACCUUAAGUUUCAUUUAUUUAAUUGAUGUUUUUAUAAAGUGGAGAUUACAUCUACUUAUUUUUAUUUGUGUUUAUAUAUUAAAGGGAUAGUUCAACCAAAAAUGAAAAUUCUC
Messenger RNA from Myxocyprinus asiaticus (Chinese sucker), 2409 nucleotides. Its product is annotated as adiponectin receptor protein 1-like. NCBI's taxonomy places the organism in Eukaryota, Metazoa, Chordata, Actinopteri, Cypriniformes, Catostomidae. Gene Ontology annotation, molecular function: signaling receptor activity. Gene Ontology annotation, cellular component: plasma membrane. Gene Ontology annotation, biological process: adiponectin-activated signaling pathway. The coding region runs from base 192 to 1322 and encodes 376 amino acids. The transcript is spliced from 8 exons. The record is from RefSeq and is a predicted model, not a curated record.